This is a messenger RNA of Besnoitia besnoiti, 468 nucleotides long. RefSeq lists its product as uncharacterized. Bases 1 to 468 code for a protein of 155 amino acids. Lineage: Eukaryota; Apicomplexa; Conoidasida; Eucoccidiorida; Sarcocystidae. The record is from RefSeq and is a predicted model, not a curated record. The transcript is spliced from 2 exons.
AUGCUGAAAGUUAUUGCCAUAAGCUGUACGCUUCUAUCGUUGUUGACGAGAGCAGACCAAGCUGGUGGCGACGACGAAGGAGACGCCGCGAACACCAAUGCCGAGGCGGAGGAUGUGGUGACGGAGGACUCCGCAUCAAGCGGCAAGAGAUGGACAGUGACGGCUCCAGUGUCCUGCGACAGUGUCAUUCAGAAUACAGGGGCAGCGGUAUUUAAAUCUGCAGCACUUCUCAGCCUCAUUGCACUGGCGGGAGAAAUGGGGGUUGAUAUGGUGGAUGAGUAUGCACCCCAAGGCAAUCCUCGAUUCGAUGAUGCGUGGGAGACAAUCUUCACGCGGUCUUUUCAGAUUAUUGGAGUCUUGAGGAGGGUUGCCAUAGGAACUAUCGCUUGCCAACAUACAUCUUCGGCGAUCGCAGCAGGCCCCGAAUUUGGCUACUUACAGAAAACUGACCAGUACGAUUUCUACUAA